Molecule: messenger RNA, 915 nt
Organism: Necator americanus (New World hookworm)
Lineage: Eukaryota; Metazoa; Nematoda; Chromadorea; Rhabditida; Ancylostomatidae
Exons: 1
Coding region: 1-915 (304 amino acids)
Source: RefSeq, a predicted model, not a curated record
AUGCUCACCAACCGGAGGUGGUGUCUACUUGACGUCUCAGUAACACCAUCCUUUUGUAGCGGUUCUGAUCACCUUCUCCUUCGUGCGGAAAUACGACUUAGCCACACGAUGGAAAAGAACAUCUGCUAUCGGCAACGAAGGAGAAAAGAAGUCGUCUACGACGAUUGCUCCUUGUCCCAAGGUGACUGGCACAUCGAGGAGGACCCAAACGUGGACUACGAGAUGCUGCUCAGAGGAUUACGAGCCUGCGCUGAACGUGUCUCGAAGCCGCGCACGACAAACUUAGAUCGAAUUUCGAAGAUCACCAAGAAAUUGUUGGAAAGAAGAAGGGCUUUGAGGCUUGAUCCGAAUACAGCGCACAUUGAGCGGUUAGUAGCAAACACUAGCUGCAGAAAAGCAUUGCAGAAGGAUCUUUUGAAGUACAGGCAGAAGAAGAUUUUAGAAGCAGCACAAAGAAGAACGAGUCUAAAGAAGUCCCGCAACGAUCUCCACGAAUAUAAUAUUCCGCUAGCAACCUUGCUGAGCGAAGACGGGACUCGCACGUCUUCUCGUCGUGAGAUGGAAAUCAUUACGGAGAGGUUCUACUCGAACCUUUUCCGUUCAUCAACUCCUGUGUCAAGCCCAACCAUCUCCACUGGCGAAGCUCCACCACAGAUUCUCCCUUCGGAAGUACGAGUCGCUAUCAAGAGCAUGAAACCUGGCACAGCCCCCGGACCUGAUUUUGUAUCAGCAGACUUUCUUUGGACUGGUGGCCAUCCGCUUCAUGUAAUCUUAGCAGCGCACAUGACAUCCUAUCUUCAGAAAGAAAGGAUCCCAGACCAGUGGAAGACCUCGCGAACCGUUCUUAUCCAUAAGAAAGGUGACCGAGAGGACCUUCGGAACUACCGUCCGCUAUGCUUGCUGAGCGUGUUAUAG